Trifolium pratense (red clover) is the source of this 818-nucleotide messenger RNA. Its product is annotated as 30S ribosomal protein S21, chloroplastic. Gene Ontology annotation, biological process: translation. The record is from RefSeq and is a predicted model, not a curated record. Gene Ontology annotation, cellular component: ribosome. Gene Ontology annotation, molecular function: structural constituent of ribosome. Lineage: Eukaryota; Viridiplantae; Streptophyta; Magnoliopsida; Fabales; Fabaceae. The transcript is spliced from 2 exons. The coding region runs from base 50 to 631 and encodes 193 amino acids.
UCUAAAAAAAUUCUACAAUCAAUCUUAUCAUUUUGAUUCAUCAUCAUCAAUGAUGGCUCUCUCAACUUCCUUCUCCAACCUCUUCCCUUUCCUCUCACCACCAUCAAAGUCACCACAACCACCUCAACUCCCUCUUCUCCACCACCACAACAACCACCGCAACAAAUUCAUACCACUUGUUCUAAGCCGAAGUGAAACCUCUUCUUCUGUUACAUCUUCUUCAUCACAACAACGAGAACAAGAUAACCUGGAUCUUAGUUUCGAUUCACUUUCAGGUACAGACUCCAUGUUCUAUGCAUCUCCUUACAAUGUUCAAGUUGUUAUUGAAGAUGAUGAGGUUGAUGAGAGAGUUGUUGGUAGGUUUAGAAGAGAUGUUCUUAGAGCUGGUGUUAUUCAAGAGUUUAAGAGAAGAAGAUAUUUUGAGGAUAAACAAGAAGAGAAGAAACGUAGGAUUCAAGAUGCUGCUAAGCGUAAUCGUAGAGCUAGAUUCCCUAGGCGCCCUAUGGAUGGGAACUCUCAGAGAGGACCGUUCAACAACAACUACUGGCAGGAUGAUCCAAAACCUGAGAAGGAAGAGGAGGAUGAUGAUGAUACCUGGGAUCUACCUGAAGAGGAUGUGCAACAAUUUUGACAUCAGAAUUAAUUCCCCAUAUCUGUAUGAUUCUUCGCAUUUUACUGUGAGAGGCUUUGUCUGCAUGUAGAUUCUAUUAUGUGAAACUUAAAUCAGUUCCUUGGACCCAAUUAUUGUAUUGUUCAAUAUACAUUUACUUUGAUUAUGAUAUGUAUAUUAAUACAAUAUGUUCAUUUGUGCAUUGAAA